AUGACAGCCCCCAAAUUUUAUCCUCAGUCUGCUGCAAACACAAAGUUCGAUCUCGAACUGUUCAAGGCUCCCCCAAAAGAAUUUCGAGGUGCUCCAUUAUGGUCAUGGAAUAACAAGCUUAGUAAAGACCAGCUCUUUCACCAGAUUGGUGCAAUGAAAGAAAUGGGAUUCGGUGGAUAUCAUAUUCAUGCUAGGUCAGGUCUUGAUACUGAGUAUCUUGGCGAAGAGUUCCUCAAUCUUGUUGAAGAUUGCGUUGUAGAGGGAAAGAAGAAUGACAUGUUGACUUAUCUAUACGAUGAGGACAGAUGGCCAUCUGGAAGCUGCAGUGGCCAAGUGGUGGAAGAAAAUCCGGAGUUUCGCUCAAAACACUUAUUGAUGACAAGAUAUAAGUAUGGCGAUGAGAAUACUCCACCUGUGCCUCCAGUUGCGGUUGGACCUACUCGAGUGGGCACUGGCAGGCUUCUUGGUGUUUACAAGGUUAGACUCGAUGAGGAUGGAUUUCUGGAGAAGUAUUCCAAGAUUGAUGAGAGCAAAAUUGAAUCCUUCAAAGACGAUUCCUUCACGGUGUGGUAUGCCUAUCUCGAAUACGAUGCUCCAGCGACACUGUUCAGUAGUUCUCCUUAUGUGGAUACUUUGAACAAAGAUGCCAUAGAUGCUUUUAUCAAAAGUACGCACGAAAAAUACUAUGCCAAGUUGGGUGAAGAAUUUGGAGAGGCAAUCAAGUCGAUUUUUACUGAUGAGCCGCAGUUCUCUCAUAAGUCGAGUUUUGAAUUGGCCGAUUCUAAGGCGGAAGCAUUUUUGCCUUGGACCACUGAUCUUGAGGACACUUUCAGAAAGCAGUACGGAUACUCUUUACUGGAAACGACGCCAGAGCUGUUCUGGGAUCUUAAAGGUCAAGCUUCGAAACCAAGGUACCACUACCAUGAUCACGUAUGUGAGAGGUUCAACCGUUCGUUUGUGGAUAACAUCUCAGAAUGGUGCACAAAGCAUGGCAUAUCGUUGGUUGGCCACAUGAUGCACGAAGCAGACCUCAUAUCCCAAACAGAAGCCCUUGGUGAGGCAAUGAGAUCAUAUAGAGCGUUUCCAUUACCAGGUGUUGAUAUGUUGCAGGAUAAGCGCGAACAUCACACUGUAAAACAGGCGCAAUCAGUCAGUCAUCAAUAUGGCAGAGAGGGUGUAUUGUGUGAAGCCUAUGGUGUCACUGACUGGGAUUACACUUUCCAAGGCCACAAAUCGCAAGGUGACUGGCUCGCUGCUCUGGGAGUUACAUUUAGGGCUCAUCACUUGACUUGGGUGUCAAUGAGAGGUGAAGCAAAGAGAGACUAUCCAGCUUGUAUUGGUUACCAGUCUCCGUGGUACAAGGAGUAUUCUCUGGUUGAAACGCACUAUGCCAGACUGAACACUGCUCUUACCCGAGGAAAAGCAGUGGUAAGAAUUGGAGUUAUUCAUCCAAUUGAAAACUACUGGCUAGCAUUCGGGCCAUGGCAAACCUCAGUCGAAGAACGAACGGAGCGAAUGAAGAACUUCGAUGACCUUAUUCAUUGGUUGCUGUAUGGUCUACUCGAUUUUGACUAUAUCUCGGAGUCUCUUUUACCAGAACUCUGUGAUAUAGAUAAGAUUGAUUCUCCAUCACUUAACGUGGGUGCUAUGAACUAUGACGUUAUCAUUGUGCCUUCUGCAAAACACUUGAGACGGACCACAUACGACAGACUUUUAAAAUUUGCUUCGAAUGGGGGCAAGGUGGUGAUGAUGGGCGAAGUGCCUUCUUUGAUUGAAGUGACUUCCGAGCCCUCUCUCAUUAGUGAACUCGUUGCCAAAUCUACCACUAUUCCAUUCUCCCGAAAAGCAUUGCGGGAAGUUUUGACUCCUUUCAGAGAAGUUAAACUGGAUUACGUCAACCCCAAAGACCCUUUUGAUCCGACGGGGGCGUCUAGGUACAAAGACACAAUUCUGUAUAACUUAAGGGAGGAGGAGGAUGGUUCCCGGUUCCUGUUCUUGUGCAAUACUUGCAAAAUACAAUCCAGGCCAAACACGAUCAUUACUUUGAAGGGAACAUGGGAUAUCAUUGGUCUUGAUACGCUUAAUGGUGGUCUUAUUGAUUUGGCAUACUCGAUUGAUACAAAGUCCAGGACGACCAAAUUUUACCACACUUUCCCGGUUUUAGGAUCAUUACUGUUGAGACUGACACCCACAACUCAGUCUCUAGCUGAAGCCACUGAAAUUUCUCCGAGGAAACAGGUCAGUGAGCCGGUACUAACAGAACCUGUUUCUUUCACUCUCGAUGAUCCCAAUGUGUUACUCUUGGAUAGAGCCCAAUACAAACGGGAUAGCCAAUCGUGGUCGGAGGAAUUUGAAGAAAUUCGUAGGGUUGACAAUAUUUUUAGAGCUCAAAUUGGGCUUUUACCACAGGGCUUGGCCCUGCCUCAGCCAUGGACCUAUAAGGAUAAGGCUAAAUUGGUCUCGGAGCGGGUUCACUUGAGAUUUGAAUUUGAUUCGGAUAUACCUGUUGAAAAUGCAUAUUUAGCAACGGAGCACACCAAUUUGGAUAAUAUUAGCAUUGACCCUGAGUUGCAGGUGACGUUUGACGGGAAAGAUGUGGCGAUUGAGGUAGAUGGUUGGUUUGUCGAUCAGGACAUUUCAAAAGUGAAACUGCCUUCUUUCAGCUCCGGCCGCCAUGUCCUGGAAUAUUCGGUUAUUCUCAGAGAGGUUACCAGUCUGGAAUGGCUCUAUAUACUGGGUGAUUUUGGUGUGGAGUUGAAGGGUACAAAAGCGAAGAUCAUUGAAAUUCCAAAGACGAUUGCCCUUGGCGACUAUGUUCAUCAAGGAUUGCCAUUUUAUGGAGGAAAUGUGACAUACAACUUUUCUGUAUCUGACUUGAAAAUUCCUGAUGGGUCAAAGCACCUCUUAAGAGUGGCUGAGUUCAAAGGACCUGUUGUUGAAGUACUGCUGGACGGUCAUCGUGUCGGCAAUAUUGCCUUCGAUCCAUUUGAGAUUGAACUUCCUGAAACAUUCAGCUCAGCGAAAACACUGCAAAUCAAGGUCUAUGGGGAUCGUCAAAAUACCUUUGGGGCUGUGCAUGAUAAUAAUCCACCAUUCCCAUGGUGUGGCUCUUUCGCCUGGUACCAAUCUGGCGAUAGAUGGACCUACCUUUACAGGCUUGGGGAAAAGGGAAUAGUUAACCAUCCUCAGAUUAUAGCUCUAUAA
Messenger RNA from Kuraishia capsulata CBS 1993, 3204 nucleotides. RefSeq lists its product as uncharacterized. NCBI's taxonomy places the organism in Eukaryota, Fungi, Ascomycota, Pichiomycetes, Pichiales, Pichiaceae. The transcript has a single exon. The coding region runs from base 1 to 3204 and encodes 1067 amino acids. The record is from RefSeq and is a predicted model, not a curated record.